AUGGAGCCCCCCCGAUCGCGACAGAUCCACACGGUCGACUCUAGUCGGACAGCCUCUAUUGGAUCCGGCUCUGAACCUCUAGACUAUCUUGACCUCCCUGUGCGAGAAGUGGCCGAUGGCGCCGACCUUCGAGAAUACACCACUGAGACACGAGCAGGCGAAAUUAUUAAGCCUGUCAAGUCCAAUGCUACCGGAAAGAUAGAGGAUUGGAAGUUGGUCACCUUUCAUCUCGAAGACCCGGAGAACCCCAAAAACUGGUCGAAAGUCUACAAAUGGUACUGCACGAUGGUUGUGGCAUUCACCUGCUUCGUCGUCGCAUUUUCCAGCAGUGUUAUCACUGCCGGUUUGACAGGCCCGUGGACACAUUCCAUGUUUCUCGUGAAGUCAGCUUCGUCGUUGUCAGUGUCUUUGUCAUUGGAUUUGGUGUCGAUGGUCGGCCGGCGCCCGGUAUAUGCCGUCACUCUACUCAUCGCAGUCAUCUUUGUUAUUCCAUGUGCUGUGUCCAAGAAUAUCGGGACUCUCAUCGUUUGCCGAGCGAUUGACGGUAUCGCCUUCAGUGCGCCAAUGACCCUAGUUGGUGGUACACUGGCGGACAUGUGGAAAAACGAGGAGCGAGGUGUCCCCAUGGCGGCGUUCAGCGCUGCACCCUUCCUUGGCCCUGCAAUUGGCCCUCUGGCUGGUGGUUACCUCUUUGACGGGGCUGGCUGGCGAUGGCUCUACUGGUUGCAGUUGAUUCUGUCCUUUGUUGCCUGGGUCUUAAUCACAUUCACUGUUCCCGAAACAUAUGCGCCCAUCUUGCUCAAGAAACGAGCCGCAAAGCUGCGCAAGAGUGAGAAUGAUGACAAGUACACCACUGAGGCUGAGCUCGAUCCUCGCCCUAUGGGACAGAAGCUGCGUAUCUUUCUGUUCCGUCCUUUCCAGCUUCUCUUCUUGGAACCUAUUGUCUUUUGCAUUGCCCUCUACAUGUCGGUUCUGUAUGGCUUGCUUUACAUGUUCUUCGUUGCGUACCCCAUUGUUUAUCAAGCUGGAAAAGGGUGGAGCGCUGGAAGCACCGGCCUGAUGUUCAUUCCUCUGGCUGUCGGUGUGCUCAUGAGCGCUGCCUGUGCUCCUCUCGUCAACAAAAACUAUCUCAAGAUCUCGGAGCAGUACGGUGGUAAGCCUCCUGCGGAAAAGCGUCUGAUCCCCAUGAUGUUUUCCUGCUGGCUCAUUCCGAUUGGACUUUUCAUCUUUGCCUGGACAUCCUAUCCCAGAGUUCACUGGAUUGGACCUGCCAUGGGAGGUUGGCCGGUCGGCUUUGGCUUCAUCUUUCUCUACAACUCCGCCAACAACUACCUCGUCGACACUUACCAGCACCAGGCCGCUUCUGCUCUUGCAGCUAAGACAUUCCUGCGAUCCAUGUGGGGCGCCUCCACCGUUCUAUUCACUGAGCAGAUGUACAACCGCCUCGGCUAUCAGUGGGCAAGUUCGCUCCUUGCGUUCAUUGCUUUGGCUUGCUGUCUUAUCCCCUUCGGCGAGUCCAUCCGUCGCUUCUCCAAAUAUGCCUUCUCCGAUGACGAGGAGCAGGCAGUCAAGGCUUAA
This is a messenger RNA of Penicillium maclennaniae, 1578 nucleotides long. RefSeq names its product MFS transporter. Gene Ontology annotation, biological process: transmembrane transport. The transcript is spliced from 4 exons. The record is from RefSeq and is a predicted model, not a curated record. Gene Ontology annotation, molecular function: transmembrane transporter activity. Lineage: Eukaryota; Fungi; Ascomycota; Eurotiomycetes; Eurotiales; Aspergillaceae. The coding region runs from base 1 to 1578 and encodes 525 amino acids.